This is a messenger RNA of Vitis vinifera (wine grape), 1401 nucleotides long. RefSeq names its product thylakoid membrane protein TERC, chloroplastic. Bases 144 to 1241 code for a protein of 365 amino acids. Lineage: Eukaryota; Viridiplantae; Streptophyta; Magnoliopsida; Vitales; Vitaceae. Gene Ontology annotation, cellular component: membrane. The record is from RefSeq and is a predicted model, not a curated record. The transcript is spliced from 14 exons.
AAUAACGCUAGAAAAAACAUUUCAAUGGAGGGAGGAGGAGGCUAAAAUGGUAAAUUAGCUUCACAAAAUAAGUGAGGAUGAUUUUAUCUGGGAAUAAUUUCAUUUGUGUGUCUCAACACUCUCGACUCUGAAGAGGUUUCCGCAUGGCGGCAUUGUGUGGCAUUUACUAUGGCGUCCGAACCCCUCUGAAAUUCGACUCCACCUCCACCUCCACCAGGGUUUUUUCCUUUCAAGCUCUCAAAUGGACCACCACCAGGUCCACCACCAGGCUUCGAUUCACUUUCCCCCAUUUUCCUCCACUCUCUGCAGUCCGUAAUGCCGGUGGUGCUAGGUGUUCCCCACUCGCUUGCUCCAGAAGAACCCAACAGGGGGAGGACGGUUUAUCUACUUCAGGUAAUCCAGAAGAAAUAACCCAGGGCCCUGAAACUUAUGUAUCCUCCAUUAGAACUGUUGCUUUAUGGGUGUGCAUGGCUGUGAUAUUUGGUGUUGGUGUGGGGUUUAAAGAUGGAGUUGGCAAAGCAUCGGAGUUUUUUGCUGGGUAUUUAUUGGAGCAAAGUUUGUCCGUGGACAAUCUAUUUGUCUUUGUUUUGAUUUUCAAGUACUUUCAAGUACCAACAAUGUAUCAGGGUCGGGUUCUUUCAUAUGGUAUUGCUGGUGCAAUUAUCUUUCGUUUGUCAUUGAUACUUCUAGGAACCGCCACCCUUCAGAGGUUUGAAGCAGUAAACCUAUUAUUCGCUGCAAUACUUCUGUUCUCAUCAUUCAAGCUAUUUGCUGCUGAUGAAGAUGAGACAGACCUAUCCAACAACUUUGUAGUGAAGACAUGCCAGAAAUUCAUUCCUGUGACUGCUAAUUAUGAUGGCAAUCUAUUCGUAACAAUUCAAGAUGGUGUCUGGAAAGCCACUCCUUUACUCCUUACAGUAGUAGUUAUUGAGCUCAGUGACAUUGCAUUUGCUGUCGACUCAAUACCAGCGGUUUUUGGUGUUACACGGGAUCCUUUCAUAGUUUUUACAUCUAAUCUCUUUGCCAUCUUAGGUUUGAGGUCACUUUACACACUUAUUUCUGAAAGCAUGUCAGAAUUGGAGUAUCUACAGCCAUCCAUUGGUGUUGUUCUGGGCUUUAUUGGGUGUAAGAUGAUCUCAGAUUUCUUUGGAUUCCAUGUAUCAACUGAGGCUUCUCUCGGUUUUGUCGCUACAAGUCUUGGUGCUGGGGUACUGUUGAGUCUAAUGAAGAAAUCUGACUAGCCAAAGGAGCUGGGACAGUUGAUUGAUUUGUUUUAAAAUUUACAACAGGCAGUCACAUUGUUGCUCUUUGUCUGUUCCAGUCCAAUUUACAAUCGGCCACCAACUGUGAAACUGAUAUUUAUCUGGCUUUGAUGGUAAUAAUAGAUUUCAUUGACUAUCA